AACUGCCUUACUCCGGAGCUAGACGAGAGCAGCGAUUCUGGACAUGCAAGCACCGGUACGCCAGGUGAUCCGUUCUCAAAUCUGAAGCCUGAUCUCAGUGAAAUGCCGCUACAGUUUCCCUCCAGCGCACCGCUGAUUCGUCCUCCGUCCUACGGUCCGCCUUCUCACUAUCCACCGUCUCAUCAUCCUGCAGCCAUGUUUUCAACAGAAAUUUACCACCAGUUUCACUAG
This is a messenger RNA of Cylicostephanus goldi, 231 nucleotides long. The record is from the annotation of a GenBank genome assembly. NCBI's taxonomy places the organism in Eukaryota, Metazoa, Nematoda, Chromadorea, Rhabditida, Strongylidae.